ACUGACCACAGCUCCCAAAAGGUUGUGGCCCAGGUUUGAAGAGGUGCAUUCCCAAGGAAUCAGUAUGGAGCCUGAGGAGUACAGACAGAGAGGGAAAGAGAUGGUGGAUUACAUUUGCCAGUACCUGAGCAAUGUGAGAGAGCGACGGGUGACUCCUGAUGUACAGCCAGGUUACAUGAGAGCCCAGCUGCCAGACUCUGCCCCAAUGGACCCAGACAGCUGGGACGACAUCUUUGGAGAUAUAGAGAAGAUUAUUAUGCCAGGGGUAGUCCAUUGGCAAAGUCCACACAUGCAUGCCUACUUUCCAGCUCUAACUUCCUGGCCUUCACUCCUUGGAGAUAUGUUGGCUGAUGCAAUUAACUGCUUGGGAUUCACAUGGGCCUCCAGCCCAGCCUGUACAGAACUGGAAAUGAAUGUGAUGGAUUGGUUGGCAAAAAUGCUGGGCCUUCCAGAUAAAUUCCUGCACCACCAUCCUGAUAGUGUGGGUGGAGGAGUAUUACAGAGCACUGUGAGUGAAUCAACCUUGGUUGCACUGCUGGCAGCACGGAAGAACAAAAUUCUAGAGAUGAAGGUUUCUGAGCCAGACACUGAUGAGUCCUCGCUCAAUUCUUGCCUCGUCGCUUAUGCAUCUGAUCAAGCACAUUCCUCUGUAGAAAAGGCUGGCUUGAUUUCUCUUGUGAAGAUAAAAUUUCUGCCUGUGGAUGAGAACUUUUCCCUCAGAGGUGAAACUUUGAAGAAAGCCAUUGCAGAAGACAGAAAAAAAGGCCUAGUGCCAGUCUUUGUCUGUGCAACUUUGGGUACAACUGGUGUCUGUGCUUUUGACAAUCUCUCAGAACUGGGUCCAGUUUGUGCUGCUGAGGGACUCUGGCUUCAUAUUGAUGCUGCAUAUGCAGGAACGGCAUUUGUAUGUCCUGAGUUUCGAUUGUUUUUGGAUGGAAUUGAAUAUGCAGAUUCCUUUACUUUUAAUCCUUCUAAGUGGAUGAUGGUCCACUUUGACUGCACUGGAUUUUGGGUUAAAGAUAAAUACAAGUUGCAUCAAACCUUCAGUGUUAACCCUGUCUACCUCAGACAUGCCAAUUCAGAAGCUGCAAUUGACUUCAUGCACUGGCAGAUUCCACUGAGUCGUCGAUUUCGCUCUUUGAAGCUGUGGUUUGUGCUUCGUUCAUUUGGGGUGAAAAAGCUUCAAGCUCAUGUCCGACAGGGUACUGAAACAGCCAAAUUCUUUGAAUCCUUGGUUAAAAGUGACCCACUCUUUGAAAUUCCUGCCAAGAGACAUCUUGGGCUGGUUGUAUUUCGCCUAAAGGGUCCCAAUUGGCUGACAGAAAAACUCCUGAAAGAACUAAGCAGUUCUGGCAGGCUCUUCCUCAUUCCAGCAACCAUCCAUGACAAGUUCAUCAUCCGCUUUACUGUGACAUCUCAGUUCACAACCAGGGAAGAUAUUCUGCAGGACUGGAGCAUCAUUCAACACACUGCAGCCCAAAUCAUUAGCCAGAAUUAUGGGUUGCACUACAUCAAUUCUGGUGAUGGGGCAGGAAUCCCCACUACAAUAGUUCAGCCUACUUCUGAUGCCAUUAGCAAUGUUCCUCAGCUUUACUUAGAUGGAGGGAAAUACAAAACACCUUCUAGAAAAACAGUAGUACAGCCUAAGAAAUUAUCAGUAAGUCCCAGUAAGUGUGUGAUUAGUCAGCAGGUGAAAGGUCAAGAGGAUCCCCUGGAUGACUGUUUUCCAGAAGAUGUCCAAAAUGUUACCAAACAUAAGUUAACCUCUUUUUUAUUCAGUUAUUUAUCUGUUCAAGGCAAGAAAAAGACAGCACGUUCCCUUAGCUGCACCAGUGUGCCAGUGACUGGUAAUCUGGAGCAAUGUAACCCCAAAGCAGCAGCCACUGACAAGAAGGAGUCUCGUGCAAAUGCCAGAGUUCUUUCCAGGCUGCCUGAAGACAUGAUGAUGUUCAAAAAAGACUGUGGUAAAGAAAAUGCCAAUUUCUACCUUACCAGUCCUGGUAAUCCAGCUGGAAACCACUUUAGGCUGGAAGCACUUUGACAAAUUGUUUCCAGACACUUACAGUCACCCUGUCCUGAAGGCAGUGCACUCAGACAGAUGGAUCUUCCCUCUGAUCCAGAACUACUAUUCCCAGGUUAUGUAAACAAUGAGCAUGGUUAAUGUCUAGGCCCUUAUACAAAAUCAGCUAAGCUCAUCAGCUAAGAUGUAGGUGGAGUUGGAGUAGUUCUGCUUCAUUAAGACAAUCUCAUAUUCACACUUUAUUUCUGCUAAAAAAUCAAUAACCAUGUUUCAUAUCACUUUUAAUAGUGCUAUUAAAUCUUUCUGUUUACACAAUAAAGCAAUAAACACACAGUGAGGAUGGCAAGAUGCCUAGUCUUAGAUGUUUAAAUUUAUAUUCAGCAACAGGAAGUGCCCUGAGUUGGACACUUGUAAUUUAUAAGCAUAUCUAAUGUGCUAGUAAGUAACAAAAGUGUGAUAAAGUUUUAGAAAAUUAUGGAAAGACUUUUUCCCCACUUCCUGUCCUUUCCUCCAUCUGUUUCUUUUAUUAUGUAAUUUAAUAGUAUUUUAUUAUACACUAAG
Messenger RNA from Vidua chalybeata, 2581 nucleotides. It is a transcript of the gene HDC, whose product is annotated as histidine decarboxylase. The record is from RefSeq and is a predicted model, not a curated record. Gene Ontology annotation, biological process: histamine biosynthetic process; L-histidine catabolic process. The coding region runs from base 65 to 2041 and encodes 658 amino acids. Gene Ontology annotation, molecular function: pyridoxal phosphate binding; histidine decarboxylase activity. Lineage: Eukaryota; Metazoa; Chordata; Aves; Passeriformes; Viduidae. The transcript is spliced from 14 exons.